GCUCUUAAUUCAAUUUGAUUACAGAUCAUCAUGAUUGGUAUUCUCUUGCUGCUGUCGGCAAUUUUGUUGAUUGUGUAUGCCUUUUACAAAUGGGCAACACUCAACAAUGACUACUUCGAACGACAAAAUUUAAAGUAUAUGAAGCCAACAUUUUUGGUUGGUAAUACGGGUGGUGCUUUUGCCAACAAAUAUACGCCCGCUGAAUUUUUGGACAUGAUCUUUCAAGCAUUUCCAGAUGAGCGAAUUUUUGGAUUUUUCGACUUUCGGGCGCCAAAGUUCGCAAUCCGUGACCCAGAGCUUGUUAAGGAGAUUGCUAUUACCAGUUUUGACAAUUUUCAAGAUCACGAGGGAGUUGUUGACGAACAUAUCGAUAAGUUGUGGGGAAAUAGUUUGCUACUUAUGAGAGGUGAAAAGUGGCGAAAUAUGCGAGCCACAUUAAGUCCGGUAUUCACCGGGAGCAAAAUGAGGCAAAUGUUUGACCUAAAUUCUGAAUGUAUCGACAAUGUGGUGAGACACCUCUUGCAAAAAGCUGAAAAGGGGGAGAAAAUCGAUAUCGAAAUGAAGGAUUUCUUCACACGGUACACAAACGAUGUAAUCGCCUCGUGUGCAUAUGGGAUCAAAGUGAAUUCAUUUGAAGAGCCAAAUAAUGAAUUUUACAAAAACGGUUUAGAGAUGUUCGACUUCACAUCAAUCAGGAAAAUCAUCAAAAUUUUGAUUAUAAUGCAAUUACCGGCUGUCGCAAGGGCCUUAAAAAUCCCUGUUGUGGAUGCAAAUGUUGCAAAAAUAUUCAGAGAUAUUAUUUCGGAUACGAUGGAAGUGCGCAAGAAAAAUAACAUUUAUCGGCCAUACAUGAUUAAUAUGCUGAUGCAGAUUCGCGAAGGGACGUUAACGCAUCAAACGGGAAAGGGAAAGGAAAAGGACAAAGGCAAAGAAGGUUUUGCCACUGUUGAAGAAUCGGAUAUCGGCAAAUUAAGUGUGAAUCGGUCAUUGAACGACGACGAGAUUGUCGCCCAGUGUUUCAUUUUCUUUUUGGCAGGAUUUGAUACGACAUCCACAACUUUAACCUUUGCAUCGUACGAACUAUCCGUCAAUCCUGAUGUACAGAGCAAACUUUACAAAGAAAUUGCGGAGACAAAUGAAAAACUUGCCGGAAAACGUGUCACCUACGAUAUUCUACAAAAGAUGCCGUAUAUGGAUCAGGUAAUUAGUGAGACACUUCGAAAAUGGCCACCACUUCCGGUUAUGGACAGAUUAUGCGUGAAAGAUUAUGAUUAUAACGACGGAAAUGGUUUGAAAUUCAAAAUUGAAAAGGGCACCGCUGUUUUAAUUGCAAUCUACGGUUUUCAUCAUGAUCCAAAGUAUUUCUUUGACCCAGAAAAGUUUGAUCCCGAACGCUUUUCCGAAGAGAACAAACAUAACAUUCAACCGGGCACAUAUCUAGCCUUUGGGAUCGAGCCGCGUAACUGCAUCGGCUCUAGAUUUGCUCUUAUGGAGAUCAAAGCGAUUUUGUACUAUCUUUUGUUGGAUUUCUCCUUCGAACCGAAUGAAAAAUCGCAGAUACCGUUGAAAUUGAAAAAAUCAAGUUUCAACAUGCGCGCCGAAAAGGGAGUGCAUUUAGAAUUGAAACCACGCAAAAAAUAAGGAAAAAUAUUUGUUUGAAACGACUAAUCAUGCAUCUUGUUGGAGGUUUUUUCGCAAUUAAGUGCAACUUCAAGUGUUGAUACUUGUAUAAUUUUGAUAAAUAAAACAAUAACCACCUUCAGUAUA
Molecule: messenger RNA, 1767 nt
Organism: Sitodiplosis mosellana (orange wheat blossom midge)
Lineage: Eukaryota; Metazoa; Arthropoda; Insecta; Diptera; Cecidomyiidae
Product: probable cytochrome P450 9f2
Exons: 4
Coding region: 31-1641 (536 amino acids)
Molecular function (GO): oxidoreductase activity, acting on paired donors, with incorporation or reduction of molecular oxygen; heme binding; monooxygenase activity
Source: RefSeq, a predicted model, not a curated record